GCGCGACCGUACAGGGCGGCUCCUACCACCGGACACCCACCCUCGUCCUGGCGUUUCACGUUCGUGCGCACCUCGUCGUCGGCACGAACGCGGUGUGUGUGUCACAAAUGGUGGUGUGACGCGCGUGGCCGCGCUUCCCCUGACGAGAGGGUCUCGUGCGUCCUCCAGCUCCCGGAGGAGCUCUUUUCACCUGAGGAGUCUCUCGAAGAACCGCUUAUUUUUCCUGCGUGAGGCCGCGGCCGUCGAUCACGAUGGUCACCGACAGCACGAGUCAGGCUGAUGACACAACGGCAUUUCUUCGCGCUGCCCGAUCCGGCAACCUUGAAAGGGUGGUCGAAUUUCUCGAUACCGACUUAGAUAUUAAUACAGCCAACUCGAAUGGUUUAAAUGCCUUGCAUUUAGCCUCGAAGGAUGGCCAUGUCGAAAUAGUGACCGAACUAUUAAAAAGGGGCGCAAAGGUGGACGCGGCGACUAAGAAAGGAAAUACCGCCCUGCACAUAGCUUCGUUAGCUGGUCAGUCCGAAAUAGUCAAUACACUUAUUCAAUACGGUGCCGCGGUCAACAUCCAGUCGCAAAAUGGAUUCACUCCUCUGUACAUGGCUGCACAGGAGAAUCACGAUCAGGUUGUUAAGCUCCUGCUCAACAGCGGAGCCAAUCAGAGUCUCGCGACAGAGGAUGGAUUUACACCACUUGCCGUGGCGAUGCAGCAAGGCCACGACAAGGUGGUCAGUGUGCUCCUGGAGAACGAUUCCAAAGGCAAAGUCAGACUUCCGGCUCUUCAUAUUGCUGCUAAGAAAGACGAUUGCAAAGCCGCUGACUUGCUUUUGCAGAACGAUCAUAAGCCCGACGUGACAUCAAAGAGUGGCUUCACCCCUCUUCACAUUGCCGCUCAUUAUGGGAACGAGGAAAUAGCACGGUUAUUAAUAAAACGAGGAGCCGAUGUAAAUUACUUAGCUAAGCACAACAUAAACCCGCUACACGUGGCGGCAAAGUGGGGCAAGAACAAUAUGGUUAAAAUUUUGUUGGAUAAUUCGGCGCAAAUCGAUGCUAAAACCAGAGAUGGCUUGACUCCGCUUCAUUGUGCAGCGCGAUCUGGACACGAGCAGGUCGUCAGCACUUUACUUGAAAAUUCAGCACCGAUCAGUGCACGUACCAAGAAUGGACUCGCACCCUUGCACAUGGCCUCUCAGGGAGACCACGUGGAUGCUGCGAGGGUGUUAUUAUAUCAUCGUGCUCCAGUGGACGAGGUGACGAUCGACUACCUAACUUCGCUCCACGUUGCCGCGCAUUGCGGCCACGUCCGGGUCGCGAAGUUGCUCCUCGAUCGAAAAGCCGAUCCGAACGCGAGGGCUCUGAACGGCUUCACGCCCCUUCACAUCGCCUGCAAGAAGAACCGCAUUAAGGUCGUGGAGCUCCUGCUGAAGCACGGGGCGUCCAUCGAGUCGACGACCGAGUCCGGACUGACUCCAUUACAUGUGGCCAGUUUUAUGGGGUGUAUGAAUAUCGUGAUAUUCCUACUGCAGCAUGAAGCCAAUCCCGACGUGCCAACUGUUAGGGGCGAAACACCCCUGCAUCUGGCAGCUAGAGCUAAUCAAACAGACAUUAUUCGAAUUUUGCUAAGAAAUGGUGCCAAAGUCGAUGCUCGUGCAAGGGAGCAACAGACGCCGCUUCAUAUCGCGUCUCGAUUAGGAAAUAUCGAUAUUGUUAUGCUGCUGCUGCAACACGGGGCGGCCGUGGACACUGCCACGAAAGAUAUGUACACGGCGCUUCAUAUCGCGGCGAAGGAGGGUCAAGAGGAGGUGGCGGCGAUUCUCGUGGAGAAUAAUGCUUCUCUCAAGGCUACAACGAAAAACGGCUUCACACCUUUACAUAUCGCGGCUAAAUACGGAAAUAUGAACGUCGCAAAUAUACUUCUGCAAAAACAAAGUAAACUUGAUGUCCAAGGAAAGAACGAUAUCACGCCUUUGCAUUUGGCAUGCCAUUACGAUCACCCUAACGUUGCGAAUCUCUUGUUAGAAAAGGGAGCGUCAUCCCAUCUUGCUUCGCAAAAUGGACACACUCCGCUACAUAUCGCUGCUCGUAAAAAUCAGAUGGAUAUCGCUUCCACUCUCUUGGAAAAUGGAGCUAACGCGAACGCGGAAUCCAAAGCAGGUUUCACCCCGUUGCAUCUGAGUGCACAAAAGGGUCAUUACGAUAUGACGAAUUUGCUGAUCGAACACGGCGCCGAUCCCAAUCACAAAGCCAAGAACGGUCUCACGGCGUUGCAUCUGUGUGCGCAAGAAGACUUCAUCAGGGUGGCUUCUAUUCUGGUGAAGAACGGAGCUAAUGUCGAGAGUCAGACAGAGACUGGUUACAGACCGAUACACGUGGCUGCUCACUUCGGAAAUCUGUCAAUGAUACGUUUUCUGCUGAAACAUAACGCCGAGAUAGACGUCAGAACUAAUCAGAAUUACACUUCUCUUCAUCAGGCUGCCCAGCAGGGUCACGCUCAUAUCGUCUCCGCUUUAUUGGAGGGAAAUGCUUCACAUAAAGCGCGCACUAACGAUGGCUUAACAGCACUGAAUAUAGCACAAAAAUUAGGAUAUAUUUCUGUGAUGGAAGUGCUAAAAGGAUUGCCUUACGAUAGUGCGACUCCGGAUAACAAAAACUGGGAGGAAAAGUACAAAGUGAUAGCUCCCGAAAGCUUGCAGGAGACUAGUUUUAUGUCCGAUUCGGAUGACGAAGGAAAUUCCGACGUGUUAAUUAGCGAGCAGCCUUAUCGAUACCUGACGGCAGACCUGAUGAAGAGUCUAAGGGAUGAUUCGUUGCCUAUUGACGUUACUAGAGAUGAUCCGGUACACAGAGCAGUUACUAAAGAAGAGACGCAACAAUUCACACAAAGCAAUAAUUACUGUUUAGCAGAAAAUUUUGAUAGCGAUGGAGUCAAUCUAGGGAAGUUGCAUUUCAGAUCAUUUUUAAUAAGCUUUCUGGUGGACGCACGUGGCGGUACCAUGAAAGGGUGCAGACACAGCGGGGUGCGUAUCAUUGUACCGCCUCGAAGAGCGACAAUGCCGAUUCGCGUGACAUGCAGAUUAGUAAAACUAAACAAGGUGCCGAAUCCGCCCCCUUUGAUGGAAGGGGAGGCUCUUGCUACGCGAAUUAUCGAGAUGGGUCCGGUGGGGGCGAGAUUUUUAGGGCCCGUUUUGAUCGACAUACCGAAUUUUGCGUCUGUUCGCGGAAAAGAAAGGGAAAUUAUUAUUCUGAGAAGCGAGAAUGGAGAAACAUGGAAGGAGCAUGAUAAUUCUGUGGAUAAUGAUGAUACUCUCCUCAAUACGCCUUAUGAUUCUCAAAUGAGUGCCUCACAUUCGGGCAGAAUAACUCGCAUAAUCACCACGGAAUUUCCUCAAUAUUUCGCCAUUAUAAGCAGAAUUAAGCAAGAGGUUCAUGUUAUCGGUGCCGAGGGUGGUAUUUUGAUAUCCAGCGUGGCGAAUCAUGUGCAAGCCGUUUUUCCCGCGGGAGCGUUAACGAAAAAGAUCAAAGUCGGCUUGCAGGCGCACGUUAUUCCUGCUGAACUCACAGCCAAAUUGCUCGGCAAUUGCGUCGCCGUGUCGCCAGUAAUCACGAUCGAACCCAGGAGGCGAAAGUUCCACAAACCGAUAACCCUUACGAUCCCUGUACCACAGGCCGCAAACAAGGGGAUGAUCAAUCAGUAUGGUGGAGAGACUCCUACGUUGCGCCUUUUAUGCAGCAUUGCAGGUGGAACUAACGAGUCACAAUGGGAAGAUGUUACCGGUUCUACCCCGUUAACUUUUAUGAAUGAUAGAGUGUCAUUCACUACUACCGUUUCAGCCAGGUUUUGGUUGAUGGAUUGCAGAAAUAUUAGCGCUGUGCCAAAAAUGGCAACGGAAUUGUAUAUGGAAUCCUUACACGUGCCGUAUAUAACGAAUUUCAUAAUUUAUUCGAAGAGGAUGGACAUAUUGGAAGCCACAUUGAGGAUAUUGUGCAUGACCGAUGGCAAGGAAGGCCUGCACACCUUGGAAAGACAAGAGGAAUUUACAGAAAUCGUUAAGAGUCGCGACGUUGAGGCACUCGAUGGAAAAGAUCUUUAUAUCGAAUUUAGUGGAAAUUUAGUGCCCGUCACAAAAUCCGGAGUACAAUUGAAGUUCACGUUCAAGGCUUUUCGACAGAAUCGAUUGUCGUUCCAUGUUAAAGUAAAGGAUCCAUUGCUGGAUCCAGUAGCGAGGAUGUUAUUCAUGAGAGAGCCAAAAGUCGCUAAAGGAGAACCACCUCAACAGCCUAUUUGUGUGUUAAAUAUUGUUCUUCCCGAAAAUAUUAUUAAAGAUGCGCGACAGAAGAAGCUAAAAGGUUACGAAGAUUCUAAUAUCAUAAAUCAAAAAUUAGAUUAUUAUAAAUCAAAGUACAAAAUGGAACAAAUGGAGAAAUCUGACAAGCCUAAAGAAACAUCGCCAUCAGAAAAGAAAUUCAUAACCGACACGUUACAAAAGGAACAAACAGAUGCCGCUACUAUCCACGAAUCCCUUGCACAAAAAGCGGCUUGUCCCCUAGAAUCCGUAGAUGCUAGUUAUCCCACUAAAGUAAGCGCCGGUCAGUCGGAGACGGAUAUGUCGCCCGAGCUCGAAAGGCAGACGUACUCGGAGAAGCGCAAAUUCUGGGAGGAUAUCUCGAGGAAGCGGGAAAGUUAUCAGCGUUCCGAGUCUGAGGUCUCCAGGGCUUCCCAAUUGACCAUCAACGAGAGCGACAGCGAGUCAUGUCUGCCGAACAUCGUCUCCGAGGAGGGUGACGGGACCACGGAGGGUAUGUCGGACGUCAUGAGGUCGGAGACCAUCGAGGACAUCAACCUGCCGGACAUCUCGGAGUGUUCAGUCGCGGAGAAGGCACACUACUUCGAGGAGCAGAUACAGAGGGAGCUAAAGGAGGCGAAAGGAAGCGCGCCCAGGUUGCAGCAGCAGGAUCCCGCCAAGUCCGAGAAGGAGAAGCUGGCCCCUUCCUUCAAGGGCAAGGAAGGAACAAGAAAGAGCAUCGAAAUCGAGGAGAAGCACGUGGCGGAAUCGAGGGAGAUCGAGAAGAUCUUGAAGAUCGCUACGGAGGACGCCAAGUUGAAGAGGGAAACGUGGAAGGAGCCCAAAGAUGUCGAUAAGAGGGAGAAGGAUAAAGAUGAGGGUAAAGACGAGCGUGAGGAAGUUCGGAAGAUUGUGGCCCAGCCGGUGAUGGAGAUCUGCAAAGAAUUGUUGAAUAAGGAGAGGGAACUUGCUGAGGAAACGCAAGCGCUGAAGUAUGAGACAGCAUUGUCGAAAACCGAGGCAGAACACAAAAAGGAGCUAAUUGGAAGAGAAAUUAAGGAAGAAAUUACAAAGCCGAUAAAAACGCUCCAGGAAAAAAUUGCAGAAGAACCAAGACCGGAAACACCAGAAACCCUGAGCAGAGAAAUUGUCAAAGAGAAGACGUCCGGAAGGAAAAUAAUAACGGAGGAGACAACAAUCACUUACACAGUGCAGAAGGACGGAACUCUGGUGCAAGAACAAGUUGUUAAAUCGGUACAGAUCGAGGGUGCAAAUGGCGAACCGGUUACGCAGAUUCCGGAAGUUAGCGUAGAAACGAAGACUGCGUUUGAAAAGGGUUUAUCUACUAUAAAUGACAUUGAGAAAUUACGAGCGGAUACUAAGAUCGAAGAGAAAGAGGAUACAGAAUUCGAAGACAGAUUAUUGAAAAGAGAAACGUCGGAAGUGUUGCAAAAAGUGGAAGAAAUCAUUGGCAAACAAGCUGACACGGAAGUGAAACAGAAAAAAGAGUCUCGUAUCCCGAUUUCCACGUCAAUGGCCGAAAAGGAUAAAGCAAAGAGUAAAAUGGUAUCAGACAAACCCGAGGAGAAACCGACAAAAAGUCCGAUCCUGGAGAAGGAGAAGGACGUUACUUCGCCUUCCACCAGGAAGAAGGAAUUCGAGUCUCGUAUACCCAAACGUAUCGUAGAGGGAGCUGCGAUGAAGGAGAAGGAUCUCAAGAAGGAUUUGCCGGAACAAAAGGACGAGACUAUCACAGUCACUGAAAAAACGUCCAGCGAAGAGGUCACCUCGCGACACGAGGAACGCUCGACCACGAAGAGCAAGACGCAAACAUUCUCCAAGACCUUCACUGACCCGCAGGACGCGUUCAAGAUGUUCGAGGAUUUAAGCGCCAUGAAGGACAAGGACUUCGCUACGGUCACUUCGAAGGUCGACACCAAAGCCACGAGUAAAGUGGAGAAGAAAGAGGUCCUUUCGUCGGAGAUCUCCAGCGGAGCGGAUAAAUUUAUAACCCACGAAGAGAAAGAGAAAGUGGAAAGAAAAAAAUCCUCGGAAUCCAAGCUGACCAAGGAGUCACCGGCUGAGAUGAUAGAGGAGAAGAAGAGCAAAAGCGAGGAGGUGGACAAAAGCACUGUGCAAAAAAUGUCGAUGAACUUGACCGAAGGUAAGGAAGUGAUAGACGCCAGCGCUUCUGAGUCCAGAGCGGAGAGUAAGAAGGAAGAAUUGUUCAAGCUAGUGGAGGACAAGGAGGGAACUGCGACGGAGAAAUCUGGAACUAGUAGGGUUAGAGAAAGCGACGUAGACGUGGCGAUUAGAAUUAAGAAGGAUGAAGAUACAAAGAAAGUGGAGGACAUUACGGAGUCACCUCGAGCUUCCAAAGACGAAAAAAUAGGAAAGGUUGAAAUGAUCGCGCAAGGACAAUCUUACAAAGAGAAUUUAGAAAGCUUUAAAGUCGAGGAAUUUGUUCCUAGCCAAAAGUACAAGACGGAUUCGGCUGAAAAGGACGAACAGAGCAAAGAAGUUCCGGAAUCUUUGGAGAAGAGAGAGCAAAUGAUUGCCAAGGAAAUGGAAGCGCGAAAUAUAGCGGAGGAUCUGAUACAAUCGAUUGAAACCGAGAUCGAGAGGAAAUCGUCCACCUCGGGAUUAACACCUCAAAUGUUGAGUAAAGAAUAUCUCGAUCAACUGAUUUCCCAGAGCAGCGAUGCCGAUCAUGAGAAACUGGCCGACGACUUGACAAAAAAGUUCGAGAGUAUAAUGAAAAAAUCUUUGGAUGAGCAAUUGACAGAAAGCAAAACAGAUCAUCCAACUGCGGAAGCAGUGCUAUCAAAGUCUUUUAUACAAGAAGAAUCAUUCGAGAAAGGAUCUACGAGAGACAGUAUAAGUUUCAGCGAGGAUAUAACCAAGGAUGAAGAAUCAUCACAUGAUCGAGAAGAGAAUUUGCCGUCUUCACAAGCUAGACUCCAAGAUAGAGACAUCACUAUGAGUCCCAGCAGCAUAUCCGAGCCAAUCGAUCUUGAAGAGACGAUCGACGUUGACACUGGAGAUCUGGAAGACUUAUCUAAGCCUACGUCCAGUCCGCAAUCUGAAAAACUUCGCUCCGACAGAUCGAGUGGUCAUAUCGAUCCACUUCAAAAAGACAUGUCUAGCGAUACUACUCUCUCGAAAGAUAAGAUAGUGUCGGAAAUCUCGGGCGCUAGAGUGUUGGAGAUCUUGGAGCCGGACGCGGACAAUCGUCAAGAUUCGGUCGACGUGCCGUCUUUGGAGCUGGACGAACACAAAGUGUCCGAAGGGACUAGCAAGGACGUGGCGUCCUUGCACGAGAGCGCCGCAGUGGAUUCCUUGGAAAACAUUGGCCAGGAAAAGGACGCAACCGUUACUUCCAGCACGGUGUCCGAAGACUUUCCUCCGGUUCACGAGCGUGCACCUUCCUUGAAAGAGUGCGAUGCAGGGGAUAGACGAAGAGCGGACAGCUUUGAGAUUGAAAGCCCGCCAUUGAUCUCACCGAGGACGAAGCACGUUCACGAUUUGGAGAUCAAACCUGUCAAUUGGAUGAUUGGCGACGAGAAGAUCGAGAUAUCGGAAAUUCUGCAGCCUUCGCAGGUGUUCAAUCAAGAACUGGAAGAGUACGAGUCGUCCAUACAACGCGCUCGCACUUCCUCCCAGGACGAGUCCAUGGACCUAGAGCAGGAAUCCGUGACGAAAUCUUCGGAAGAUAUCAGUGUCGAGUCUGUCAGAGAGUCCGUUACCAGUAGUGAUGUUAAAGCGACCCCGAUUGUCACGACUACAACGCCCAAGGUCACAAAGUUCACCGUGGUUCCGGUGAUUGAGUCGGUGACCGAACCGGACUUCGACAGCGAGCUGAUAGAAGAUAAGUUAGAUGUCACCUGUCAAGAGUUGGUCGAUACCCUGCAACGAGAAUACGACGCCAAAACGCCGACAGAGGAAGACGCAAUCGGUAUACGUCAAUCGAUAUCUCGCGAGGAUUUUGACCUGGAAACGAGUAUUACAGAAGCUGUCACGGAGGAGAUACCUAUGAAGGAAGAAGAAACGAAAGACUUGACCGAGUAUGUAUCUGCGAAAAUUGUGGAGCUCAAACUUCAAGAGUUAGAUACAGAGGCUUUUCAAGAAGACAUUUCUGCCGAGUCGAGAGACGUUGGUGAAGUAUUUUCACUGCAGAAAGAAAUGGAAGAUGCCGCACGGCAUGAAGCUGAAGAAACACGGAAACAACAGGAGAUAGAGUCUGCGGAUAAAAAAAUUGAAGAGUUGGAAGUUAAAAAGGAAGAAGUGAAAACAACCGUGGAAACUGAGAAAGAUUCCAAGAAACAAGAACUGUCGAAGUGCGCGAGAAUUGACGACGUCCUGAAAGAAUGGACGGAGACCUACCUGACGAAAAUCAAACCUCCCAGCGAAGAGUAUAAACGACACAUGGAGAAGACUACCGAUAAACACGAUAAACCCAGCAAAUCAACAGCGCUUCCCUCCGAUACUUGUGCCUUGAAAAUUAAGAAAGACGAUCUACAGAGCGUCGAUCUAAGUGCUCGAUAUGCGAUAACCGUGCUAGAUCAAGUGGUGAAGAAAGAGAUCGCCGAGGUAAAGGAGUCCUUGGAAGCGGCUAAGCAGGAUUUGAUAGAGGAGCUAAGCGAAAACAGUCAGACGGUGAUUCAGAUUAAGGAUUCGCCUUCGGAAUUUCAGUUCAAACUCCAACCGGAAUCGAUUCCGAAUGAUUUACCAUUUUUGUACAAACCACCGUCCAUUGAACACGUUCCUGCGGAGGUUGAACCUGAAGCCGAGACUGAAACUAUUAUACAGAGCGAAUUGCCGAUCGCAGAAACUGGAGAACUCGAAGAGGAAGAAGCAAGAGACACAAUCGAUGAUAAAUUCAUCGUUCAAACAGCCGCGAUCGCCGAGGAUAAAUCAAUCACUGCGAUCAAAGCACCCGAAAUCGACAUCGAGAAGCACGAGGAGACGAACAUUCAAUACAAACUAGAAGAUGAAGACGAGGGUCGUCCCAGUCCGCUUCCCAUCAGCAGAUCAUCAGACAUUAGUUCCGACAUCGACAAUAGAGAUGACAGCUAUUCCUUGGCGCCGCCUCAGCCGGCACCCAGAAGACGCCAUAAGCCGGCAAGAUUAUCCAAGAGAAUCAAAACCUCCGAGAGCGAGGCCGACAUCGGCUCGAGUUCCGGCGAGAGCAGCAAUUACCAAUCCUGCGAGUACGAGAGCGGAAGUAGACCCAGCUCGUCCGACGUCGAGGCAAUGCAGUCCGCCAUCGGUGGCGUGCAAUCCGGCACCGCUUCGGAGUACGAGACUGCAAUGAUGUCGGUCGAGCACGACGGCUCCAAGACGUUACCAACGUCGCAGGAAUACCAGACCGCGGCGAGUUCCUUGAGUUCCCGCGAGUCCAUGAAGUCCUUGAAUUCCCUCAGCUCCGGCCACCUCGGCAGUAUCGACAGCACCAGCGAGCUGUCCGAGACGCUGGUACCAUCCGAGGAAGCUGAUGACGAUGCCAAUGAAAUAGACGAGAACUUGGAGAGCGCUCUGGACGCGGAGCACGAACUGCCCGAGGGGUCAGACUCUUCUGGCAGCGAGGAAAUACCUAUGGACGAUGACCGACCUGUAGACAAGAUCGACAGUCAUAUACCUUGUCGUAUGAAGCGCUCGUCCGAGAUGAUCUUCCAGCAGAUUCUGGACGACAACAACGUCAGUCUGGAAGCGGAGUCUAUGGGUGAAGUGUUGGAAGAGGAUCAGGCUAAAGUGCCCCCAGUUCUUCAGGCAGUUGACACGGUAUUUGAAAACGGGAUUCAGACUCAAGGAAUCUCGACGAGGAUCACCAGGCCCAGUGACAGCGAAGAACCGGAAGAAGACGUGGAUGCGGAAAAGGAAGACGUGGAGGAUCAGGAACAAGGAUCGAACUUGGAUAUUGAGGACGAAGGUCUCGAACCGGCGCUGCAGGCCACAUCCGUCCACUCGAUGCUGCAGCAGGCCAGCAUGUCCCUGUCUUCGGCAUCGGGGAUGUCCUUCGACACGGUGAUAGAGAAGGACAAAUCCGAACGUCACUCCCCCGACAGUGAUUCCUUCGAGCUCGUGGACAAACCCGACAUCAUCGACGACUUCGUGGUGAUCGAGGAGGUGGGACGGGAGGCGGAGGAGUUCGACUCCGAGGGCAAGAGCAUUCGCAUCAGUUCAAUCCCUCAGACCACCAGCAAGCAAUACGACCGCGACCUGGAGAAUCUGAUCGCGGAGAAGCAGGAGGAGCAGGUGUCGACAAGUCAGACCUCCAAGAAUAAUGAUCUGUUCGAGUUUGAGACCGAGGAGAGUCCGCCGCAGGCGUCGAACGAGGAUCAGUCCCAGUCUUACUCCGACGACGAGCAGUACGAGGGCAAAAAGUGGAUAGAGAUGCAGUUCCAGGCGAACGCGCAGGUCUACGACAUCGAGUACGAUCGCGGCCCGCUCGAGGACAUCAAGGAGGAGGAGAUUACGGAUUUCGAGGCGGGCAGCAGCAGACUGGGCAGUCUGGGCAGCCACAAGGAGUCCAUCGGCAGCGUGGGAAGUAUGCGCGGCAGCUUCGGCAGCACUCCGGACUACGACGUCCUCGGGAAGAAGUACUUCAACAAGUCCACGGAUCACGAUACCGCGUCCCUAACCUCGCUACAGGAGUUCGAGCACCUGGAGAGCACGGUGGCGGCCGAGAACUCGAAAAAGUUGGUUCAAUGUGGCUCUCAGGAUUCCGUUAACAAUGGUAGUCUACCAAGGAGAUACAUGACCCGCUCGGGUCACGGUGACGACAUCUCGCUGUCUUCGUUAAAGGACUUCGAGGGUUUAGAGAAAGCUUGUCGGGAAGCUCAUCUGAUGGAGCUGCGGGCUCGAGAAGAGGAGGAACUCCUGGAGCACGAGAGUCCGGAGAACAAGUACAAAAUGGAGAACCUGCCGCGUUCGAGGAACACCAGCGCGACCGGUUCGUUCAAUCCCAGCACUUCCGGUUCGGACGAUUAUGAGAAGAGGAUAAAGGAGAUCGACGAGAUAAUAAGGAUCGCGCAGUCGAACGUGGAGAAGCUCGACCGGCAGGACGACACCACGGAGGACAUUUCGCAGAUCGAGGGCACCGACGCCGAGAGACUCGCCGGGACGACGACCCACCCGGUUCCGGCGACACUUCCGGAGGAGACGGAGUCCGACGAGGCCCGCACGGUCCAGAGAGAGAGCAACGUCAUGGAGACCAGCACGGAUUCCCUAGAAUUGGAGGAAAACGCGGAGAAGAAGUACCAUCCGCUGUGCCGGAGCUCCGAUUCCCUCGAGAUGAAGACAACUCUGGAUUAUCCGUCUCUGAGCUCGGACUCAUUGAACAACGUGAAGGAUGCGAAGGAGACGCCGUCGGACAUCGGCCAGUUCGCCGACAGCGCGAGACGCAUCUCUUCGGAUUCGCUGGAAAUGCCUUUGAUGGAGCAGCAGGACGUAGGAGAAAGAAGCAGCGACAGCAACGGUCAUCGAGCUGAGGAAGAAAUGGCGAUCCGACAAGCAUCUUCGAUGGAGACCGAUGCGAGAAAUGGCAAAACGAAAACGUCAUCUAGUAGCGGUACAUAGGAUAAUUUUCGUAGAUAGCGGACCAUCAUCAGGAAGAAUUUUUGCCACGACUUCAUAAAAAUAUAUUACCGAAUAAUUCGAAGUUUUACAUGUAAGACACGAUAUUAAAUAUUGUAUAAUGUACUAAAGAACUUGUGCAUUGUGGAUAUACGAGAAUGUCAUUAUACAUUUGUCUUUGUUUUACGUGAUGUCUUCUAAAAAACAAUUUAUAUUAUGCUUAAAUUUAAAAAAAUGAUAUAGUUGCUAUUCUUCAAGAUAUAAUAUUGUUGCGCGGGAUAAGAAAAUGCAAAGUGAAGAACGGCUUGCUUGUUUUUUAUUAUUAAAUUUUGAACGGAUGUUUGUUGUGAACAAUUCUUGCUGUUUAUAAAAAAAGGAUACGAACUAUAUCUCUUGCUUAGCUAUUUUCGAAAUCUUUACUGCGGAGAAUUGAGUUGCAUAAUUUAUUGAACGUACAUAUAUAUGUAUAUUUUGAAGUGCUACUUAUUACAUGUUCUACCUGUAUUAUAACGCGUACGACACUGUACUAUUGUAACGUGUUUUAUAACGUGUUUUUCAUUACGAGAUGUGUCGUUGUGGAUGCGCGCUUUUUCGUAAAAUUUUAUAAUAUAUUAUAUUUGAUGGAAUCCCUUUGUAAUGAUUUCAAACAUUUGCGAAAAUUUCAAAAAAAUACAAUAAUGCUAGCUGUAGCGCAUGUUUACACAAAGAGGGAGAACAGAUACAUAUAUUAUAUCUAAAAUAGAAAAUUUUAUAUGCGAAUAUAAUAUUUAGGACACAGAUACAUACGACAUUUACGGAAGGCAGCGAAGUAUAUAUAUAUAUAUACAUUUUUAUUUAAAUGAUUCAAUAAUAAUUG
Molecule: messenger RNA, 12711 nt
Organism: Nylanderia fulva
Lineage: Eukaryota; Metazoa; Arthropoda; Insecta; Hymenoptera; Formicidae
Molecular function (GO): protein binding
Source: RefSeq, a predicted model, not a curated record